Molecule: messenger RNA, 2272 nt
Organism: Coregonus clupeaformis (lake whitefish)
Lineage: Eukaryota; Metazoa; Chordata; Actinopteri; Salmoniformes; Salmonidae
Product: NLR family CARD domain-containing protein 3
Exons: 5
Coding region: 254-2272 (672 amino acids)
Molecular function (GO): protein binding
Source: RefSeq, a predicted model, not a curated record
AGAGGGGAAGCACUCCAUCUAGAAUGAGUCUCUCUGGGGAGAAUGAGGGGGGAAGCACUCCCUCUAGUAUCUGUGAAGAGACUGAAGAGAGAGACACUGCUGCUAGAAUGAGUUUCUCAGGAAGUGAGGGAGCAAUGUCCCCUAAAAAUAGUUUACCUGCAGAACAGGACACUGGCAGUGAACUUAAGAGGUAAGAUCCCCAAAUAGGUUCAAGACAGACCGACCAGUCUCACCUGUGCCUAGCUGUGUCUCCAUGAAGAGUGACAGGUCUAUGCGACCUCCUAUUGACUUAAGGGAGGGAGACUUUUCCAUUGAGCAAAGGUUCAAGACAGACCGACCAGUCUCACCUGUACCUAGCUGUGUCUCCAUGAAGAGUGACAAGUCGAAGGGACUAAAUAUUUACUUCAGGGAUGGAGAAGUAUCUACUGGGCAAAGCAGUAUCUCUGAGAAGAAUGACCAGUCAAUGGAUCACCAACCCAGAGUCCUUACUGAUGACAAAGUGUACCAAACUGUUUCCACUAAGACCGAAGUCCAGGAUAAAAUGAAAUCCUACUUGAAGAAUAGGGCAUAUUCUUUAUUUGAGGGCAUUGAAGAUCAAGGAACAACAACACCUCUUAACAACAUCUACACAGAGCUCUGCAUCAUACAAGGUGAAAGUGGAGAGGUCAAUUAUGAACAUGAGGUGAGACAGAUUGAGACAGCAUGCAGAUUUCCAAUAGAACAAGAUACAUCAAUCCAUCUCAAUGACAUCUUCAAACCCUUACCUGGACAAGACAAGCCUAUCAGAACAGUGCUGACAAAGGGAGUUGCUGGCAUCGGAAAAACAGUGUCUGUGCUGAAGUUCAUGUUGGACUGGGCUGAAGGAAAAGCAAACCAAGACAUCCAGAUCAUCUUUCCACUUCCUUUUCGGGAUCUGAACUUGAUGAGAGAUAAAAAUCAAAGUCUGAUAGAACUAAUUCAUCACUCCUGUUUAGAAACAAAAGAAUCAGAAAUCUCAGAAAACGAAAAUGUUGUGUUUGUUUUUGAUGGUCUGGAUGAAUGUCGCCUUCCUCUGGACUUCCAGAAUAAUAAGAUCUGCUGUGAUGUCACAGAGUCAACUUCAGUGGAUGUGUUGCUGACAAACCUCAUCAAAGGGAAUCUGCUUCCCUGUGCUAAUAUCUGGAUAACCACCCGACCUGCAGCAGCCAGUCAGAUCCCUCCUGAGUGUGUUGACCAGGUGACAGAGGUACGAGGGUUCAAUGACCCACAGAAGGAGGAAUACUUCAGGAAGAGAAUCGGUGAGGAGGACCUGGCCAGCAGAAUCAUCUCACACAUAAAGACAUCAAGGAGCCUCCACAUCAUGUGCCACAUUCCAGUGUUCUGUUGGAUUUCAGCCACUGUCCUAGAGAGACUAUUGGUUGAAGCAGAGAGUCAAGAGAUCCCCAAGAAUUUGACUCAAAUGUACGCUCACCUCGUGAUCUUCCAGUCAAAACUGAGGAGUCAGAACUAUCCUGUAGAGCAUGCCAACGAUUCUCAUUGGGAUAAAGAGAUGAUUCUGGCACUGGGAAAACUGGCUUUUCAACAGUUAGAAAAAGGCCAUCUGAUAUUCUAUGAGGAAGACCUGAGAGAGUGUGGCAUUGAUAUCAAGGACGCGUCAGUGUACUCUGGAGUGUGCACUCAGAUCUUCAGAGAAGAGUCUGGGCUUAACCAGAUAAAGGUGUACUGCUUUGUACAUCUGAGUAUCCAGGAGUUUCUUGCUGCACUAUAUGUGUUCCUCGUGUUCACAAACGACAACAACAAUCUGAUGGCUAAAGAGAAAUCCCUCCGCAACAAAAACAGUCUAUAUCAAGAUGCAGUGGACAAGGCCUUGCAGUGUGGAAAUGGCCAUCUGGACCUUUUCCUCCGCUUCCUUCUAGGCAUUUCACAUGAGUCCAAUCAGCAUUUCCUACAAGGCCUACUGACACCAACAAGAAGCAGAUCACAGAGCAACAAGAAAACAGUCAAGUACAUCAAGGAGAAGAUCAGAAAGAAACUCCCUCUGGAGAGGUGCAUCAAUCUGUUCCACUGUCUGAAUGAACUGAAUGAUCAUUCUCUAGUGGAGGAAAUCCAAAGCUACCUGAGCUCAGGAAGUCUCUCAAAAUCUAAACUCUCAUUUCGACAGUGGUCAGCUCUGGUCUUCAUGUUGCUGACCUCAGAGAAGCUGGAUGUGUUUGAUCUGAAGAAAUACAUCAGAUCAGAUGAAUCUCUUCUCAAACUUCUCCCAGUUGUCAGAUCCUCUAGAACAGCCUUGUAA